AUGACGAUGAUUGUUGUUGAUGAAAUUUGUACAGCUUUCUUUCAGCUUCCUUUCUUUAAACCAUUACCGCCACCAUUAUCACCUUCCCUCACUUCCUCCUUCCCUCCAAAAGUGGCUCCUUUAACUCUCAAUGAGAACAACUCUAUACUUAUGGGCGUGUCAUUUAUUAAAAAAAAAAUUCUUCUUUUCGUUUUUCUUUUCUAUCUCCAACUUGUUCUUGGUGUAUAUUUUCUUUUCUUUUCUUUUCUUUUCUUUUCUUUUCUUUCCAUUCUUUACUUUUCUUUUCUUCCUUUCUUUUCUUUUCUUUUCUUUCUUUACUUUUCUUUUCUUCCUUUCUUUUCUUUUCUUUUCUUUCUUUCUUUUAUUUUAUUUUAUUUUAUUUCUUUUCUUUUCUUUUCUUUUCUUUUCUUUUCUUUCUUUCCUUUCUUUCCAUUCUUUACUUUUAUUUUCUUCCUUUCUUUUCUUUUCUUUUCUUUUCUUUCUUUCUUUUAUUUUAUUUUUUAUUUUUUUCUUUUUUUUCUUUUUCUUUUCUUUCUUUUCUUUUUAUUUUCUUUUUAUUUUAUUUCUUUUUUUUCUUUUCUUUUAUUUUUAUUUUUUUUAUUUCUUUUCUUUUCUUUUCUUUUCUUUUCUUUCCUUUCUUUCCAUUCUUUACUUUUAUUUUCUUCCUUUCUUUUCUUUUCUUUUCUUUCUUUCUUUCUUUUAUUUUAUUUUAUUUUAUUUCUUUUCUUUUCUUUUCUUUAUUUUCUUUUCUUUCUUUUCUUUUCUUUUCUUUCCUUUCUUUACUUUUCUUUUCUUUCUUUUCUUUUCUUUUCUUUUCUUUAUUUUAUUUUAUUUUAUUUUCUUUUUUCUUUUUUUUUCUUUUCUUUUUCCAUUUCUUUUACUUUUUUUUUUCUUUUUUUUCUUUUCUUUUCUUUUUCUUUUCUUUUAUUUUCUUUCUUUUCUUUUUCUUUUCUUUUUUUUAUUUUAUUUUAUUUUUUUUUUUUUUUCUUUUUUUCUUUUUCUUUUCUUUUUUCUUUUCUUUUCUUUUUUUUAUUUUAUUUUCUUUUUCAUUUUAUUUUUUUUUUUUUUCUUUUUUUUCUUUUCUUUCUUUUCUUUUUCUUUCUUUUUCUUUUCUUUUUUUUCUUUCUUUUCUUUUCUUUUCUUUCUUUUCUUUUCUUUGCUUUGCUGUAUUUUCUUUUCUUUCUUUUCUUUUCUUUUAUUUCUUUUCUUUUAUUUUCUUUUCAUUUCUUUUCUUUCUCACUCUUUAUUUCACUGUUUCUUUCUUGUGUAUCUUUCUUUCUUUUUUGUUUUCCUUCUAAGUCUUUCCUUAUCGCAACGUAUUUUUCUUUCAUUUUUUCUUUCUUUCUUUGUUUCUCUAUUUCUUUCUUUCUUUCUUUCACUGUAUUUCUUUGCUUCUUUUCUUUUCUUUGCUGUGUGUCUGUUUCUUUCCUUUUUCCUAUGAUUUUCUUCAGAAGAUUGUCUUUCUUUCUAUCUUUCUUUCUUUCUUUCAUUCAUAGUCUUUAUUUAUCGUACUUUCUUCGUUCUUCCUUUCACUAUGUGUCUUUGUUUCUUUUUUCUUUUCUUUCCUCAUCAGAUUUUCUUUCUUUCUUCUUUUUUCCUAAGUCUUUCUGUUUUCUUUUCUUUCUAAGUCUUUCUUUAUUAAAUUAUAUUUCUUUCUUUCUUUUUUCUUUCUUUCUUUCUUUCUUUCUUUCUUUCUUUCUUUCUUUCUUUUCUUUCUAA
Molecule: messenger RNA, 1719 nt
Organism: Acanthosepion pharaonis
Lineage: Eukaryota; Metazoa; Mollusca; Cephalopoda; Sepiida; Sepiidae
Source: the annotation of a GenBank genome assembly